Archocentrus centrarchus (flier cichlid) is the source of this 2966-nucleotide messenger RNA. RefSeq names its product coiled-coil domain containing 135 (gene drc7). Gene Ontology annotation, cellular component: motile cilium. Lineage: Eukaryota; Metazoa; Chordata; Actinopteri; Cichliformes; Cichlidae. The transcript has 17 exons. Gene Ontology annotation, biological process: flagellated sperm motility. The coding region runs from base 142 to 2268 and encodes 708 amino acids. The record is from RefSeq and is a predicted model, not a curated record.
UGAAUGCAGCUUAGAGUCACGUUGGGCCCGUCUUGCUGUUACCAUGGACACGGAGCAGCAACAGCGCUUCCGAGUCAGCGAGGGGUCACGAAUACAAUCUGGGGUUGAGACGGGGAGGAUCGCCACAGGAGCAGAGCACUGAUGCAGUCGGAGGACGUUUCAGCUCCUGAGGAGCUUCUCCCGAAGUCCUACAGGAGUAACUCUCCAGAAGAGAUUCGGCUGUUAGCCAUGGCCGACAGCUUCCAGCGUCAGUAUUCGCACCUGUGUCCUGACCGCACACCGCUGCUGCUCUGCCCCGUCAACGAAUGUGGAGUAAAGAAGUUCGUGUCCACGUCUCUUCGGCCCACCUCGACGGUCCACUGUGAGCUGUUCAGCUGGCAGGGCUGCGCCUCUUUUGUGGCCGACUCCCUGUCGCUGGUCCCUUUGGAUCCGCCUGUGCACCUGCCAAAACACCUGUUCUCUCCCACCGCGGUGCUGCAGAGUCAGAGAGCCACGUGUUUUGAGUAUGCCACUCUGCUGUGCAGCCUGCUGCUUGGCGAAAACUACGACGCCUACUGCGUCAGCGGCUACGCCGUUAAAGAGAUGUGUGUGCUGGAUCAGAGCCUGCAGGAGUGCCCCCUGCUGGACACUGAGGUCAAGGCAGUGACCCCGGAGCAGAAGCAGCGGGAUAAUAAAUACUCAGCAAAGCUUCAGCUGGAGCAGAAGAGCCAUUUUCUGGCCCAGCGAGAGAAGAAGAAACAGGAAGCUGAAGCGGCGCUGCUUGAGAAACAAAAACUACAGGAGGAGAAAAAUCAGCAACUCGCCGACCCGCUGCGAGGUCUGCGGGUGCACUGCUGGGUGCUGGUGCUGUCAGGGAGUCGGAGCAUCCAGGAGAACUUCUUCAUCGACCCUCUGACUGGGAUCAGCUACCCUACCAACAGUGACAAAUUCCUGGGCAUCGAGAGCGUGUGGAACAACCUCAACUACUACGUCAACAUGCAGGACUGCAGCAACGGCUGUGCCGAUUUGAUGUUUGACCUGGACGACUUGAAGACGUGGGAACCACUCCUGUUUGGAGCGCCCAGCAAAAAGCAGCUGAUUCAAAAAGUCCUGAAGAGAAAAGACCUGAAACUGAUGGGCAAAAAGAGCAACCUGGUGGAGGUACCUGAUGAGGACGAGCCCAACGUUUUUGAGAUGCCGAGAUCCUGGGUCAGAUACAUCGCUAUCUCACAUGAAGCCAUGGAGAACCGUUUUCCAGGAGGAGAGAAAGUGAUCCGCUACAAACAAGCCCAGCUGGAGAGGUUUGCACCGCGCAGAAGGUCGCACGGCCUCGUCACACGACUGACCAAAUACAAAGACCGGGACUGCACUGAGGUCACUGUGGUGAAGGAGUGGUAUCAAGACAGGAGCGACUUCCUGUUGGAGAAAGAGGUCAACAAUAUCGACCGUGUGACCACAGAAAUCUUCAGCUAUGGAAGCAAAUAUCACCUCCAGCUUUUCAGGGUCAAACACCUCACUGUGGACACUGAGGUAGAGAUGCACUUCAGCAGUGCUCAUGCUGACGGUGUGGUACAGAGGGUGCUGUCAAAGACUGAAAUGAUGGAGCUCUUCGAAGGGCGGAGGGACUUCCUCUGCUACCGACACGUCUGCUUCAGAGAACAUAUUCAGGAGUUUUAUGAGAGACCUGAGGAACUGCACAUCCUGAAAGUGGUUGAGCGUUUCCAUAGAAACAGCUCCAAACCAGCCAGUGAUGAUGUGGCCGAGCGAGUGUUCCUGGAGCCGGAGAGACUCAUCGAGGUGACCUAUCACUUAACGAAGGACCAAUCAGUCCCUUCAAAGAUUAGUUUCAUCAAGCCACUGGAGUCAGAAAAAGGGAAGGCCCAGGAAUUCUCACUUGACAUGAUCUCCACCUUCCAGGUGGAUCUAUUUGAGAAACCGUUUACGGCCGCGACUCUGCGAGAGAUGAUGUUGGGCCUGAUGGAGGCUGAGGAGGAGGUGUCUUAUCAGAUCGCGCUGUCAGUGGGCGAGGUGAAAAAAAUUGUGACCUGCAAAGAGAAGAGUGGCAUGAAGGUUUGGAGCCGAGCACAAGCUGACCCGGUGCCCUGCUGUGACCAGGAGACGGAGGAAAUUGAUGACAUUUUGCCGCAGCAGGAGCAUCUCUCUGAGGAGGAGACCGACAGUCAGGACGAGCAGGAUACAGACCUGCAUCUGGACUUCAGCAAAAAUGAAGAGAAGGCCAAAUUAAUUCCACUGCAUGAAGGCACAUCCCAAAGAUCUGAGGAGAAAUAAUACGAGGAGGCGGAGCUCUGCUGCACAGCUGAGACACCUGUCACCUUUUUAUUGUAACAGUAAACAGCAACAUUGGCGUUUGUUAGUAACACAACUAAAAAUGUGUUGUUUUUUUUUCUUCAUUUUUUAUUUUUCAUUAAAUGUUAAAUGCAGAAUUUCAGACAGUAUGUGAGACUUUGUGCAGCCGGUCACUCAGAGCAGGACGGUCCUCUCUACACCACGGCCUCAUUUAUGGCUGCUGCUGAAAAAUAAAUACAAAUGAGAAGCUAUGAGUCCUGCAAUUUCAUGAAUUACUUGAACUAAAUAUGCUCAGGAAAGAGAAGCCAGACAGAACACGUGUGUGAAUGAGAGGAAGAUAGGUGGAGAGGUGAACAUGCAUGGAGGUAGUGAGGGUAGAGGUUAAAUGCCUGGGGUCAACCGUCCAAAGCAACAGACGAGAGAGGUGAAGCAGAGAGUGCAGGCAGGGUGGAGACGAGUGUCAGGUGAUCUGUGACAGGAGGAGAGCAGAGGUUCAAAUACAUUUACAACACUGAGAUUUUCUUUCACAGUUUUGGACACAAUGAACCAAACUGUUCUUUUUUACUUUCUUAUAGUGAAGUCACAGACCUCCACAAUAACUUCCAACAACAGUGUUAAUAUAAAGUGGUACAGUCGGCUUUAGCAGCCGGUUAAAUCACAGCAGACUGACAUACAGACUG